AUGUUGCCACGCUUCCUGAGCAGCUCGUAUCCCAUGGAACGACACUAUUUUCUGGUGCCGAAGUUUGCGCUCAGUUUGAUUGGUUUUUAUCCGGAACAGGAGCGUACUUGGUUGCUGCGUGCUUGGAGUUUCUUUAACUUUUUCAUACUCACCUACGGCUGCUAUGCGGAGGCGCAUUAUGGCAUACAUCAGAUACCAAUUAAUAUAGCUCUGGCCCUGGACGCACUCUGCCCAGUUGCAUCGAGCAUUUUGUCCUUGUUGAAGAUGAUUGCCAUUUGGUGGUAUCAGGAUGAGUUCAAGUGGUUGAUUCAAAGGAUCAGAAAACUCACAGAACAGCAGAGAUCGAAGCGUAAAUUGGGCUACAAGGAACGCUUCUAUACAUUGGCCACCAGGCUGACGACCUUGCUCCUAUGCUGUGGUUUCUGCACCAGCACUUCGUACUCGGUUCGGCAUCUUUUGGAUAAUAUGUGGAGGCGUGCACAUGGCAAGGAUUGGAUCUAUGAGACGCCCUUCAAAAUGAUCUUUCCCGAUUCGUUUCUACGUCUGCCCUUGUACCCUUUGAUCUACAUGCUUGUUCAUUGGCAUGGUUACAUCACCGUUGUUUGUUUUGUUGGAGCUGAUGGCUUUUUUCUGGGCUUCUGUCUGUAUCUGACCGUACUGCUGCAUUCCCUGCGCGACGAUGUCUGCGAUUUGUUGGCCAUAAAAGAUGAUAAGCUGGAACUUACGGCAAUGGAGGAAUCUCGGAUUGUUCGAAGGAUGGAACUGCUCAUAGAUCGCCACAAUGAGGUGGCCGAGUUGACGGAACGCCUUUCGGGCAUUAUGGUAGAGAUUACACUGGGACACUUUGUCACCUCCAGUUUGAUUAUAGGCACCAGCGUGGUGGAUAUGCUGCUGUUCUCUGGAGUGGGCAUUAUAGUCUAUUUGGUCUACACAUGCGCUGUGGGCACGGAAAUCUUUCUCUACUGCUUGGGUGGCACCUACAUUAUGGAAGCGUGCUUGGAAUUAUCGAACAGCAUUUUUAGCAGUCAUUGGCAUGGUCACAGCGUUCGCGUUCAGAAGAUGACGCUUCUCAUGAUUGCCAGAGCUCAGCGUGUGCUCAUCAUCAAGAUACCCUUCUUUUCUCCAUCGCUGGAGACGCUCACUUCGAUUCUUCGCUUUACGGGUUCACUUAUUGCGCUGGCCAAGUCGGUGAUAUAGACAUUUAAAUUAAACUGUGGUCAGUGUACUGGAUUUGCUACAUUUUAAAAUAA
Molecule: messenger RNA, 1250 nt
Organism: Drosophila innubila
Lineage: Eukaryota; Metazoa; Arthropoda; Insecta; Diptera; Drosophilidae
Gene: Or24a
Product: odorant receptor 24a
Exons: 5
Coding region: 1-1197 (398 amino acids)
Biological process (GO): sensory perception of smell; detection of chemical stimulus involved in sensory perception of smell
Cellular component (GO): plasma membrane
Molecular function (GO): olfactory receptor activity; odorant binding
Source: RefSeq, a predicted model, not a curated record